CAGCAGCUCGGGAGGCAGCCACCAUGGCCUCCACAGUGAACAACGGAGCGGCCACCAUGCCAUCCCCGCCCGACGCAGCAAACGGCUUCCCGCAGCCGGGCGCCUCUUCGGGGGCCUGGCCGCGGGCGGAGGAGGAGCUGCGCACUGCAGAGCCGGGCCUGGUGAAGCGCGCGCACCGUGAGAUCCUGGACCACGAGCGCAAGCGGCGUGUGGAGCUCAAGUGCAUGGAGCUGCAGGAGAUGAUGGAGGAGCAGGGGUACUCGGAGGAGGAGACCCGGCAGAAGGUCAGGACCUUCCGGCAGAUGCUGAUGGAGAAGGAGGGAAUGCUCGCCAGGGAGGACCGGCCGGGGGGCCACGUCGUGGCGGAGACCCCGCGGCUGAUGGAGGGCGCCGACCCCGGCCUGGAGUACGCGCCCUUCGACGAGGACGACGGCCCGGUGGACUGCGACUGCCCGGCCGCCUGCUACCGUGGGCACCGGGGGUACAGGGCCAAGCACUGGUCCAGCAGUUCGGCGUCGCCCCCUCCCAAGAAGAAGAAGAAGAAGAAAGGCGGCCACCGGAGAAGCCGCAAAAAGAGGAGACUAGAUUCCGAGUGCAGCUGUGGGAGCUCCUCACCCCUGCGCAAGAAGAAGAAGAGUGUGAAGAAACACCGCCGAGACAGGUCUGAUUCUGGGUCCCGGAGGAAGAGGCGGCACAGAUCUCGAAGCCCCAAGAGCAAAAGAAAGGAAAAGAACAAAGAAAGGAAGAGGCUACACGCAGAGUCCCCAGGCCGGAGGGCCCAUCGCCACAGCAGCGGCAGCUCCCACAGCCCCUCACUGUCCUCCCAUUACAGUGAUUCCAGAUCACCCAGCAGGCUGAGUCCCAAGCACCGAGAUGACGGGCGGAAGACGGGCAGCCAGCGGUCCAGCGGGAGCCGGUCGCCUACCCCGUCCGGCGGCAGCGGAUGGGGGUCGCCCCAGCAGAACGGCGGCAGCAGACAGCGGAGCGGAGCGCACGGGGGCCGCCCGGGCUCGGCGCACAGCCCGCUCGAUAAGCCCAGCUCGCCCUCGCCCAGGGCCCGCGACCAGGCGGAAGCCGGCGCAGCCACGCCGCCCGCGCGGGGGAAGGAGAGCCCGAGCCCGCGCUCGGCGCCGUCGUCGCAGGGCAGAGGAGGCCGCGCGGCGGGCGGGGCGGCCAGGCGCCGGCGGCGGCGGCGGCGGCGGCGGCGGAGACGCUCGCGAUCCUCGGCGUCCGCGCCUCGCCGUAGGGGCCGCCGGCGCGCCCGGCCCGCGCCGCCCCGGGGCUCGUCGCGCUCGCUCAGCAGGGCCCGCUCCAGCAGCGACUCGGGCGGCGGCCCCCCAGGCCCCGGGCCCGAGCCCGGCUCCGAGCGAGGCCACGGCGGGCACGGUAAACGGGCCAAGGAGCGGCCCCCGCGCGCCCGGGCAGCCAGCACCUCCCCGUCCCCGGGCGCGCACGGCAGGCACGGCGGCCCGGAGGGGAAGAGCUCGUCGCGCAGCCCCGGCCCGCACCCGCGCUCCUGGAGCUCCAGCCGCUCGCCCUCCAAAUCCCGCUCGCGCUCGGCCGAGAAGAGGGCUCGCAGCCCCAGCCGCUCGCCGUCGCCCAAGAAAGCCCUAGGCCGGGACAAGGACGGCGAGGGCCGCGCGAGGCACGCCGAGGCCGAGGCCGCCCGCGCCCGCCGCCGCUCCCGCAGCUACUCGCCCAUCCGCAAGCGGCGCCGGGACUCGCCCAGCUUCAUGGAGCCGCGGCGCAUCACCAGGUCCAGCCUGCUGAGUGGCCUGUGGCCAGCCUGGGGGCCAGGUGGACCCCUCUCCACAGGCUGCAGGGGAGAUGCCCAUUGCCCGAAAGCGUCCCAUCCCCUACUACCGGCCCAGCCCCUCGUCCUCCUCCAGCUGCCUGAGCAGCGACUACUCAAGCCGGAGCCCCAGCCGCAGCCCCAGCCCCAGCCACAGCCACGGAAGCUACAGCAGCCGCAGUCGGACCCGCAGCCGCUCGCGCAGCCCCUCCCGGACCCCCAGUCCCAGCUACCACAGCCGGAGCAGCUCAGAGAGCGGGGGCUUCUGAGCCCAGCAGACCCAGCUUCGUGCCCCCUGGCACAGGGAGAGGCGAGGGGUCAGGCCCCAGGACCCAUGGGGGGGGCCUGCACCCCACUGCUACAAAGAGGUCCCAUGUCCAGGAAAGGAGGAGCUGGAGUCUGCUGCUUCUAGAGGGUCCCCACCCCCUCCUCCUGCCUGCCCACCGCGUCCAGGGAACAAAGAGCCGUCUGAACACAGGGACCACCCUGCGCCCCUUCCUGCUUGAUGCCACCUCACCAGGCUGGUGACCUCAGCUCAGCCUCCCUGCCCCUCCAUAGGACCCUCAGAUCCUCUACAUCACUGGGCAGACAUGGAGGUGGGACCGCAAGCAGGAGCUAAGUUAGAAGGAAGAAUGGCCUCGGCACAUCGCCAGCCAGGCUGGGGAACCACCUUCUGAGCUGGCCGCGGGAGGACGCCGGCUGAGGGGUGGAGGCCGGCCGCCGCGGCCUCCCCAGACCCCUCUCUGGGCCCAGGAGUGCCCGGGACCAGGGGGGCCUCUAAGCCCCAGCCUGAGGGGCCGGGGGACUCACCCUUGGUCCCGCCUCUCCAGGCCAGGCUCUCCUCUCCAGCCCUCACCCCAGGCCCUGCCUUGGGCCGAGGCCACUCCAGCCAGCCUCCUGCAUGACCAGAGGCGGGACCACCACAGCUGCAUCUGACCCCAAGAUCAAAAGGAGUUCGGGUCAGAAGGUGGAAGAGAGAAGGGGUAGAUGGAGGAGGAGCCUGUAAACAGCGCCAAUGACUAAGCAAACCCUGGAGUCCCCUCCGGGGCGGCCCAGCGGCUGCGAGGUGGGCAGAUGACCACAGAAUAGGAUGCCUCGCGCUUUGGGGCCUGCCCGGCAGCACUUCCUCCUCCCUCCCCCAGAGGGGUGCUACAGCCCUUCCCAGAAAGGGCAGAUUCUAGACCGAGGGCCUUGGCCUGGGGCGCAGAUGGGGAAGCAGUGGCCCCAGCCCUCUUCUGCUGCUCCCAGCCCCCUCCUCCUGGGGCCCUCAGGGAUCUCACGAAGUCUUCCUUGGCCCAACAGGGCAGAUGCCCUGGGCUCCGGUGGGGGGGGGUCUGGGGUCUGGUCCGGGUUCCCCCUCUCUCAAUUUCCCCCUCCCUCUCCGCGGUGCGGAUAAAAAUUGGAUCUAAUAAAACACUUGGUGCCCGGA
Phacochoerus africanus (Common warthog) is the source of this 3221-nucleotide messenger RNA. It is a transcript of the gene SRRM3, whose product is annotated as serine/arginine repetitive matrix 3. NCBI's taxonomy places the organism in Eukaryota, Metazoa, Chordata, Mammalia, Artiodactyla, Suidae. Gene Ontology annotation, molecular function: mRNA binding. The record is from RefSeq and is a predicted model, not a curated record.